CAGUGACGCGGUGUGACUUCACACGGAGGCUGGAGGAGGACGCCGCCGCUCCGCGCAGCUCUCUGACCGUCUCCUCUCGUUCUCUCGGCGGGCGUCAGGCUGCACAUUGCCGGAAGGAUGGAGCCAGCGGGAGCGUACGGCGCCAGGAAGGCCGGCAGCAUCCCCUUCGAUCCGGUCGCCUUCUUCACGCAUCCCCGGACCAUCCUCAGACUGAUGUCGUGGGUUUUCUCCAUGGUGGUGUUCAGCUGCAUCGUGAACGAGGGCUACAUCAACAUCGGCAGCGAGCGUUUGCUCUGCGUCUUUAACAACAACGCUGAUGCCUGUAACUAUGGCGUUACCGUGGGCGUGGCCUGUUUUGUGGGCAGCAUCUUUUUCCUGAUCCUGGACAUUUACUUCCCCUCCAUCAGCAGCGUCAAGGACAGAAGACGGGCUGUAAUGCUGGACCUCGGCUUCUCUGGUCUUGCAAGCUUCCUGUGGUUCGUUGGCUUCUGUUUUCUGGCCAAUCAGUGGCAGGCUACCUCAGCAGACGAGCUGCCAUUGGCCCAGGGCUCAGACGCUGCCAGAGCCACCAUCGCUUUCUGCUUCUUCUCCAUCCUAACCUGGGUUGUACUGACGCUGAGUGCACUGCGGCGCUUCCUAACUGGCAGCAACACAAACUUGUUCACAUGGCAACACCUGGAUCCUCCCCUCGGCAGUGCUAGAGCUACACCGUACCCCAUCGCAAACGGAGCUACCAUAGUAACCACCAACCCCUAUCAAGCGCCUCCUUUCACUGAAACCCUGGACCCGCAGAAACUCACACAGCAGAGACCUGUGGCUCCUGCCUUCUAGAGACAGACAGAAAGAGGUGUGUGUUGAAAUACACUGUGUUCGACGCGGGCACAGACAAUGUCCUGCCUCGCUGAUUAGUGGCUUUCAAUCCUCUCCUGGGAUUGGUGGGCUUUUUGGGUCAUGUGAGGAUGUAUGAUCUGUUUUCACCAUGGCAACUGCUGGCUCAGCUUAGUUAGUAGAAACUCUGUGUCAAGAAUUGUCAUCUUCUGCACACACACACAUACACACACACAUUGAUGCACGCAAAGACAGCUGUAUUCACUCACACCUGGAUAUAUAUGUGUACAAGUGGAAACGCAUUUAUGUAACACAUUUCUGUGUGUAUAUAUAUAUAUAUAUACACACACACACCUGGAAGCACAGACACAUGCACCCUGACUGCAUGUUUGUAUGGAGAGAUGCAGAAUAACAUAGAUAUAGAUCUGUCAUGAUGCUCCAUCUGCCUUAUAAAGGGAUACAAGGUCUUUAGUGAAGAAAAUAUGAAGGACCCUGGAGCGUUGUUUAUCUGCUUCUGUUUGCCCUCAGUCAGUCUGACCCAUCACAAGCUGCCCUGCAGAGAUGUGGCCUCCGAUCAGGUGAAAUUGAGACUGAAUGGCAGCUUGACCAAUAGAUUGCAAGGAAACUAGUGCGGGGUUGGCAGAAAUUGUUACAUUUCUCUUGGCAAGAAAGCAAAGGCAGGAUAGCUUAAUGCAUUCUGAAUUCUAUAGUGUUUCAGUGUGAAAUAUUCAUGUGAUUAAAUAUUUUAUUGUGAUAUGCUGAAGUGGUAAAGUGAAAUAUGAAAAAUAAAAUCUAUCUGCCACCACUAUCAGAGCUGUGAAAGUAUUUUUGUUCACAUUAACUUUAAACGUUUUGCUUCUUGCAAUGUGAGAAACUUCUUUUAGUAAAAGUAUGUAUUGAGAGCUAGAUCCAACGAUGUGUUAUGCAUAUUAAUCAACAUCUACUGGAGGACUAUAAUUAGAAAGUGUGCUUGAAUUUAUUAGCAGCAGCAGGCAACAGCUGUACUGUAUGUUGACUUUAUUUUUGGAUUAAACGAAU
Anarrhichthys ocellatus (wolf-eel) is the source of this 1866-nucleotide messenger RNA. RefSeq names its product synaptogyrin-3-like. Gene Ontology annotation, cellular component: synaptic vesicle membrane; neuromuscular junction. The transcript has 4 exons. The coding region runs from base 118 to 831 and encodes 237 amino acids. The record is from RefSeq and is a predicted model, not a curated record. Lineage: Eukaryota; Metazoa; Chordata; Actinopteri; Perciformes; Anarhichadidae.